Messenger RNA from Caenorhabditis remanei, 1254 nucleotides. RefSeq lists its product as uncharacterized. The transcript is spliced from 10 exons. Gene Ontology annotation, cellular component: membrane. Lineage: Eukaryota; Metazoa; Nematoda; Chromadorea; Rhabditida; Rhabditidae. The record is from RefSeq and is a predicted model, not a curated record. Gene Ontology annotation, molecular function: zinc ion transmembrane transporter activity. Gene Ontology annotation, biological process: zinc ion import across plasma membrane; intracellular zinc ion homeostasis. Bases 1 to 1254 code for a protein of 417 amino acids.
AUGACGCCGAUGAUGGAUCCAUCGACCUCAUUGGCCAAUUUCACAUUUGGGAAUUUACAAGAGUUAUGUCAGAAUCAGACACAUCUCAUCAUUACAAACACAACCGCCGCCGCUGCUGCGACUACCAAAACACCGCCUGGAGCACUGUUUGUCUGGGGAGUGGGUCUCCUAUUCGUCACACUCAUCAAUAUGUGUGCAGUCGUCGGAAUUGGAGUUAUGCGAUAUCUCACAAAGAAUACGUAUAAUCAGAUAAUCACACUAUUCGUGGGUCUCGGCGUCGGUUCGCUGUCCGGAUCGAGUUUCUAUCAUUUGCUGCCACAGGCGCACCCGAGUCUAAUGGAAGAAGUUGAUGAGAACGGAGAGAAGACGUGGGAAUAUCUUCAUAUGGCUCAUAUCUCAAUUCUCGGAGUCUACGCAUUCUUUUUCUGCGAUAAACUCAUCAAAAUCAUUCUGGAAAUCAGAAAAAAGAACCAACACAUUCACCACCGUCGUCUAUCCAUCGAGAAUCCGGGAAUGUCUUCGGAGAGAAGCGAUUCGACAUUCGUCACAGAAGCAGGCGAUAAGGAAGAGGAAUUGUUGAGAAGUGUUCUCAAAAAAGGAGUAAUGAGCCGUGCGGACGUCGACGAGACCGAAAUGAUGACUUUGGAGGAUAAAUCUGGAAAAUCGAUGGGAAAUCAGGCUCACGGCAUCUGUGUUCACGACCAUUCGAUUGAAUUCCGUGCGGGAGAUUCUGCAAUUGCAGCAGUCGCAUGGAUGAUUGUAUUCGGCGAUGGUCUUCACAAUUUCAUCGACGGAAUUUCGAUUGGAGCGGCGUUUGCCGAUUCGACACGUGCUGGAUUGUCCAUUUCGUUGGCUGUGCUUUGUGAGGAGUUCCCACAUGAAUUGGGAGACGUUGCGAUAUUGGUUGCAUCUGGAAUGUCACUGAAACAGGCGAUGAUAUACAAUCUUCUCUCUGCUAUCACUUGUUAUGUUGGAUUCGUACUCGGCGUGUUCAUUGGAGAGGAACCAUGGGGAGCGAAAUAUGCAUUCGGAUUGGCUGGUGGCAUGUUUUUGUACAUCUCGUUGGCUUGCAUGAUGCCAGAAAUGAAGAAAGCAAUGGAAGAGGCAUUGAAUGUGUCCCUUCGUCACGGAAUAUACGUUCUCUUCUUGCAAUCGAUCGGCCUAUUCUCCGGAUUGACUCUUAUGUAUAUGAUGGCAAGAUACGGUGAUUCCAUCUCUAUCGGAACACCACCAACGACACCACCAAUACUCUAA